AUUCCGUGGUGUUUUUAACUGCUUAGCUUUACCAACGAUUGAACAUGCAAAGUGAUAAGAGAAGGAAACUGGAGUCGUCAAAGAACGUGGUGAAACCUCGUAUCUUUACUCCCUUCAGAACCAUUGGUCAAACAACAACUGAUUUACCAUUUGCAGUGGGAACUCUUGGUUCGACUUUCUACAUUGCAACUUCCGUCGGCCGUGCUUUCCAGAUCUACGAUGCAAACACUCUACACCUGUUGUUUGUCACAAAGGGUGAGCUACCAACUGCCAUUACUGCGUUGACUGCUCAUUUCCAUUACCUAUACGCUGCAUAUGGCAACACCAUUGGUAUCUUCAGAAGAGGUCAACUGGAGCAUUCCAUUGAAGUUGCAGAGCCAAUAAAGAGACUCCUGGUGUUUGGUGAAUACCUCGUUGGUGCCUCAGACGAGACGAUUUACGUCUUUAAAAAGAAUCAAGGAUCAAAAUAUGCCACUGAGUUAUACACCACGAUCCCAAUCUCCUCUGAGAUCACCGGAUUAGUCCAUCCUCCUACUUAUCUAAACAAGAUUGUUGUCUUAACAACAACAGGUCUUCAGAUCAUCAAUGUCCAUUCCGGCAAGUUGAUCUACAUGGCUGAAUUACCAUAUACACUGACAACCGUGGAAUGUGCACCAGCUCUGGACAUUGUGGCUAUUGGUACGACAACUGGUGAGAUCAUCUUGUACAACCUGAAGAAGGGCAAGAUCUUACGUACAAUCAACACUGCUCACAGUGUGACCAGCGUAUCUUUCAGAACAGAUGGUCCAGCACAUCUUGUUGCAGGCCAUGCUAACGGUACUUUGGGCUUUUAUGACCUGAAUAGAAAGACACGUAUUCACGUUGUGAAUGCUCAUAAAGAGAGUCAUGGUGGUGUUUCUAAAGCUCAAUUCCUCAAUGGUCAACCCAUCAUUGUCACCAAUGGUGGUGACAAUCAAUUGAAAGAGUUUGUCUUUGAUCCAUCCCUUUCUUCCAACGAUGCUGUUGUUUCUCCUCCAAGACACUUGAGAUCAAGAGGUGGGCACGCUGCGCCUGUUACUACUUUCCAAUUCGCAGAUGAAGCUGGCCACUAUAUCAUCUCUGGUUCAGCAGACCGUACCGUGUGGAAGUUUUCCCUGAGAAAAGACGCACAGUCCCAAGAAAUGUCUCAAAGAGCCCAGAAGAGAACUGAUGGUAAAAGAGAGGGUGGUUCUAAAGAGAAGUUCCCAGAGACCAUAUCGUUGGCAAUUGAAAACAACAGGGUUGGAGAAUGGGAAAAUGUAGUAUCUGCCCAUCAAGGUGAUGUUGUUGCUCGUACAUGGAGUUCUCAGAAUAACAGAGUAGGAAGACACAAGUUGAGCACCAUUGAUGAGGGUACAGUGAAGGCUGUUGCGAUAUCACCAUGUGGUAACUUUGCACUUGUUGGAUCUGCAAAUGGUGGAAUUGGUGUGUAUAACCUCCAGAGUGGUAUACUGAGAAAGAAAUACCAGUUGCAUAAGAAGACCGUGACAGGAUUGGCCCUCGACGGCAUGAAUAGAAAGAUGGUUUCAUGUGGCCUGGACGGUAUCGUUGGAUUCUACAACUUUUCAGAAUCUAAGUAUCUUGGUAAACUGGAUUUGGGAUCACCAAUAACUACGAUGGUUUAUCAUAGAACUUCUGACCUCUUUGCUAUGGCAUUGGACGACUUGUCCAUUGUUGUCGUUGAUUCGGUCACACAGAAGGUUGUGAGAGUGUUUUGGGGCCACUCGAACAGAAUCACUUCGUUGGACUUCUCACCUGACGGACGUUGGAUUGUUUCCUCAUCUCUAGACUCAACUAUCCGUACAUGGGACAUUCCAACAGGGUCAUGCAUUGAUGGUAUGAGAUUACCACAUGUUACAACAAAUGUCAGAUUCUCUCCAUUGGGUGAUUUCCUUGCAACAACACAUGUAUCUAAAGUUGGUAUAAGUCUUUGGACCAAUCGUGCGCAGUUUAGACCGGUGUCGACAAGAAACAUCGAAGAAGAAGAGUUUGUCGAUGUGACACUCUGUGCAACUACUGCUGCUUCUACUUUGUUAGAUGGUGCAUUCGAUGAUGGUGGGGACAGAGAGAAGUAUAGCAACCAUUAUGAGUCCAUGGAUCAGAUCAGCGAUGACCUCAUAACACUUUCUCUUGGUCCAAGAUCAAAGUUCACUACUUUGCUAAACUUGGACACGAUCAAGCUGCGUAACAAGCCGAAGGAAGCACCAAAGAAACCAAAGUCUGCACCAUUCUUCCUUCAACUCUCAGGAUCUGCUGUUGGUGACGAUGCAUCCGGUAGAGAGGGCAAGUCGGCCCAUAUUGGUGAUAAUGUCGAUGAUGGAUCCUCUGAGUCACAUCUACAAGAGUUGAAGCCUUUAAAUGGAAGAUUUGAAAGUGAAUUCACCAAAUUGUUGAGAGUGUGCUCAGGUACAAAGGACUACACCUCCUUCCUCAACUUCUUCGCUCAGGCACCACCCGCAGUUACGGAUUUGGAAAUUAAGUCCAUCAACACGGUCAAUUUGACUGAAAUGACCUACUUCAUCGAGGCCUUGACUCAAGGAUACAAGUCUAACAUCAAUGUUGAUCUUAUUGAAGCGUGGAUGUCAAUGUUGAUGAAGAAUCAUAGUGAUGUGCUACAUACAGUCGAAGAUGAAGCAUGUUCAUUGGCAUUAGAUGGCUGGUACGAUGCCCAUAAGGGAAAGACUGAAAAAUUCGAUGAACUUAUCAAGUAUUGUUCUGGUGUUAUCAACCUCUUAACAACUGUAUAAAAAAUGUCCAUUUAUAAUUUCAAGACACUACCAAAUCCUUCUCAU
Molecule: messenger RNA, 2810 nt
Organism: Williopsis jadinii
Lineage: Eukaryota; Fungi; Ascomycota; Saccharomycetes; Phaffomycetales; Wickerhamomycetaceae
Gene: UTP21
Product: rRNA-processing protein UTP21
Exons: 1
Coding region: 45-2765 (906 amino acids)
Biological process (GO): rRNA processing
Cellular component (GO): Pwp2p-containing subcomplex of 90S preribosome; small-subunit processome
Molecular function (GO): protein binding
Source: RefSeq, a predicted model, not a curated record